Molecule: messenger RNA, 363 nt
Organism: Blepharisma stoltei
Lineage: Eukaryota; Ciliophora; Heterotrichea; Heterotrichida; Blepharismidae
Source: the annotation of a GenBank genome assembly
AUGAGGCUAGUGACAUUGAACCUGCUUAUGUGUAAUUCUGAGGAGUGUUCAGGGAGAAACCAAGCUUUAACUCUUAAUCCUGGUGAAAUCACACCAGGCACAACCCAAUUCAACCACGAUUUAACGAUUAGAAUGCUUGGAAAGCUAGAUUGGCUGGCUUUUGUAAAUGCUGCACUUAGAUUAGGCCAUGAGCUGCCAGAUAAUAUUACUGAAGCUGACCAUCAGAACUCAGAGCUAAUUCAGAGAAUUUUCGAUAUCUUGUUUAACGUAGAAAUACAAACUGGUGAGCUGUUAUGCCCAAAUUGCAAUAGAACUUAUCCAAUUGAGAAAGGUAUCCCAAAUAUGCUGCCUCAAGACCACUAA